Molecule: messenger RNA, 242 nt
Organism: Racocetra persica
Lineage: Eukaryota; Fungi; Glomeromycota; Glomeromycetes; Diversisporales; Gigasporaceae
Source: the annotation of a GenBank genome assembly
GACGAGAGUUGCGGGAAUCUCACCCUUGCUUAGUAAUAUCCAAUGACAAGCAAAACACUGCUAGUCCUUUAAUAAUCGUUAUGCCAAUUACUUCCUUAAAGCCUGGUGAUAAAGUUUUCUCUUUUCAAGUUUCCGUUCAUUUAAAAAAAGAGAGCGUAAUAUUGGUCGAUCAGAUUCAAACUAUCGAUCGGGACAAGUUCCGGGACAGGAUUGGCAAAUUAAAUCCCGAAUUAAUGACCGAA